AACUUGGUGUCACUAGGAUUUGGCUGAGCGAGCUGCAAACUGCAGUGUUGAACUUGGCUUUUAAAAUAUUUAUCUAGAUUUCAGAUUAAAUUACAGUCUGAGAUUAUUGUGAACGGUAUUAUGGACAUUUCAAUUUCUGUUCCAAUAAUUUAUAUUAUAUAUCAAUAAAUGUUUUAGACUGACAUGAAAUAUGACGUACCCAUGGAGUUAAAUUAGCGAAAAUUGCAAUUCAAUUUUUUAUUCAUUUAAUUAUAUCGCUCUGUGCAGUGUGCAUGUGCAGUGUUUUCAAGAUCCACUAUCAUUCGCCGGUGUUGUUUAAAAUGUACUGGUGGCAGUUUAUUGUAAUUUUAAAUUGUUCCUGCCUCUUCGUAAAAGCAGCUGUUAUUCCCGACAGUGACGACGUGGAAGAACAAGGACUUUACAGUAAGUCCGAUCAUGUCACUAUAUUGACUAAUAAAAAUUUCGACAAUAAAAUUUAUGGUCAAAGAAAUGCUUUCGUCAUACAAUUUUACAAUAGUUAUUGUGGCCACUGUAGAGCCUUCGCACCAAAGUUUAAAAGUUUGGCAGCUGAGCUAGACCCAUGGAAAAAUAUGGUCAAACUGGCAGUACUUGAUUGCUCUAUUGAGGAAAAUAAUGAAAUAUGCCGUCAGUUUGAAGUUAUGGCUUAUCCGUCACUGCGAUAUUUGCACGAAAACUAUCUGAAGGGUAAUGGUAAUGUGGGUGAUAAGUUUCAUCCAACUGAUACUGCAGAGAAGUUAAAAACUCAAUUAAUAAACAAAAUGCAAAAUGAACAAACUAUGGGGCGUUUAAGAUUUGCACCACCCUUGAAUAUUGCGUCUUAUAGUAAAUUAACAGAUGCCCUUGGUAAAACUCCACAAGAUGUAAUUUACACUUUCCUUAUAUUUGAGAAUGAAAACUCAACCGUUGGUUCAGAGAUAGCACUUGAUAUGAAUGAUUAUGAGCAUAUUAAAGUGACAAGGGUGUAUGAUACCAGUGAGUUGGCUGACAGUAUAAAGGUAACAACAUUCCCAGGCAUUGUGGCAGUGACAGGGAACAUGGAACCAACAAUACUGACUCCAAAACAAACAAAGCAGGACAUACUAAAAUCAAUAAAUACAUUUUUAAAAUCCAAGAACUAUAAAUUUCCUCUAAGAAAUAUUGAGCAUGAAGAAAGCACCAUUUCAAUGCAUCAAAAUGGUGCUAUAUCACAUGACUCCAAUGUAGUAUAUUAUAAUGAUUUAGAGAAAACGCUAAAGACAAGUUUACAUACUGAGAUCACAAGGCACAAAAUAUUAAGCAAUGAACCGCUGCAAGCACUUAUAGAGUAUUUAAAUGUUCUGAUAUUAGCAUACCCAUUCAGAGGAAACCUUAAAGAAUAUAUAGUAAACUUAAGAGACCAUCUUAGUAGUAAAACUCAAUGGAGUGGCAGUGAGGUGUAUGAUUUGGUAAUUCAACUAGAAAGGGCACAUGCACCAGUAUUUUCUGCUGAUCUAGAUUAUGUGAGAUGUAAAGGUAGUCGAGCCGGGUACCGUGGAUAUUCUUGUGGCCUUUGGACUUUAUUUCACACACUUACAGUCAAUGCUGCUCAGAAACCAGGCAAAGAAGGCCCAAGAGUUCUAAAAGCAAUGCACGGUUAUAUAAAAAAUUUCUUUGGUUGUACUGAAUGUGCUGAACACUUCCAAGCUAUGGCUCUCAGAAAUAGAAUAUUUGACGUAAAAGAUAAUGACAAAGCAGUGCUCUGGUUGUGGAUUUCACACAACGAAGUCAACUUGAGACUCGCUGGUGAUGUAACAGAGGACCCAGAACAUCCGAAAAUACAGUUCCCAAGUGUCACACAGUGUCCUGAGUGUAGGCAAGACAGAGGUGCUUGGAACUUGCCAGCAGUGUAUGACUACUUGCAGAAAAUCUAUGGCGCCAUCAAUAUUCAAGACGCCAGGCCAACUAAGUCUGCAGCCGGUUCACCCAGCCCACUCUCCAACCUGGACAUUGGGAUGUUAAGCUUCCUUCUGAUUCACCGCCUGUGGAGAGACAGUCAACUGUUGAUUUAGGUUAAGGUACAUGAAUGCUUAAGUUAUAUCAAUGUGACGUACAUCAAGCCCAGUUCCAAGUGCUCAUAUUUUGAACAUUUCUACGCUUCACAACCCAGUGAUGUUAUUUAAAAUAUUUAUUUUGAUACUUAAAUAGAAUCUCGUCUAUCUUAAACAAUUGCAUGAAAAUAAUUAAUACUAUUAGAUAAUUUCGACUUUUGUACUGGUAGUUUUUAUAAUAAAUCUUCUGACACCUAAAUAAAGACAGUAGGUAUUAUAAUAAAAAAA
This is a messenger RNA of Bicyclus anynana (squinting bush brown), 2315 nucleotides long. Its product is annotated as sulfhydryl oxidase 1. Gene Ontology annotation, molecular function: protein disulfide isomerase activity; flavin-dependent sulfhydryl oxidase activity. NCBI's taxonomy places the organism in Eukaryota, Metazoa, Arthropoda, Insecta, Lepidoptera, Nymphalidae. The record is from RefSeq and is a predicted model, not a curated record. Gene Ontology annotation, cellular component: Golgi membrane. The transcript is spliced from 3 exons. Gene Ontology annotation, biological process: protein folding. The coding region runs from base 273 to 2048 and encodes 591 amino acids.